Molecule: messenger RNA, 402 nt
Organism: Musca vetustissima
Lineage: Eukaryota; Metazoa; Arthropoda; Insecta; Diptera; Muscidae
Exons: 2
Source: RefSeq, a predicted model, not a curated record
AUGCUUCGCGAAAUACAAAAGUGUUUAAAUAUAAUUAUUCUGCUAAAUAUCCCCUUAGUUGUUGUAAUUGGUGCAAAGCCCAAUUCGCACAUUCAAUUCACCCAGUGUACCUGUCAAUAUAACACAACGCGCAUCCGACACUUAGAUUGUUCGGUAAAGAAUGAUAGCAAUCACGUGGGCCUCAUCUAUGGUCGCUUAGAAUUGGCAUCUGUUAUAGCCGAUUUCAGUAUUCGAUCAACAAUACAUUCGUAUCGUAAAAAUUUGGCCCCAAGAAAACUACUGGAAUUAACUGUAAAUGCCUGUGAUAUAUUGGAUGUGGCCCAGAAAACCAAACUGAUCGUGACCUAUGUGAAUAAUUUUAAGAAAUAUUUGAAUGUCGUACCCAAAUGUCCAUUUCGAAAG